CUUUAGGCACGCCUCUCUCUCUCUCUCUCUCUCACUCUCUCUAUCUCUCUCUGCAAACCUAAGCUUGCAUUGUUAUAUAUACAACUAAUACAAGGGAUACACAGAACCUGCAGCCAAAGACUGUGUCUUCAGCCAUUGGAAUCCAAGUUACAGGCUUCAGUUUCAAGAUCUCCUCAGCUAAUUCAACUGUAGAAAUGGAGGUGAUGAAGUCAUUAUCAGAUGUUGCAGACUCCAAGCAACAACAGGAACAGCAGCAGCAGCAGCAACAACAACAAGAACAGCAGCAGCAGCAGCAACAACAACAACAUUUCCAUGUUUUGGCCGUAGAUGACAGUGUUAUAGAUAGGAAGCUAUUGGAGAGGCUCCUUAAAGGUUCUUCAUACAAAGUGACUUGUGUGGACUCUGGGGACGAAGCUCUCAAAUAUCUGGGUUUGGUUGAUCAUGAUUACCUAAAAUCUGCAGAUUCUUCUUCAUCCACUCCCCCAUCUCCUCAGCAGCAGUCAUCAGAACUAGAGGGCUCAAAAGUCAUCAAUCUGAUCAUGACAGACUACUGUAUGCCCGGGAUGAGCGGCUAUGAUUUGCUGAAAAGGGUCAAGGGAUCUUCUUGGAAAGAUAUACCAGUCGUAGUUAUGUCUUCAGAGAAUGUUCCUUCAAGAAUUAACAUGUGCUUGGAAGAAGGUGCUGAAGAGUUUCUCUUAAAGCCACUUCAGAUAUCAGACUUGAAGAAGCUUCAGCCUUACUUGCUCAAAACCCUUGACCAACCUUCUUGUAACAGUAGCACUGACAGUAGUAACGAGGAUAUUGGUGAUGAUGAUGAUGAUCACAAUGGCCAAAGCAACAUCAGUGAGGAGAUCAAUAAGGGUAGCAUGAUGAAUAAUACUAAUGCAAGUAGUAUUAGCAAGAGGAAGGCAGUGUCAACUGAAACAUCGGAGCGAAUACCCAAGAUGAAAGGUUUAGUUGUAGCAUAGAACAAUAUUGAUCUUUACUACUAGCUCGUACGUACUAGCUAGUAAUGUUGAAAUGGUGGUGGUGGUAGUAGUGAUAGUAUAUGUAUGUAUGUAUUU
Messenger RNA from Fragaria vesca subsp. vesca, 1064 nucleotides. Its product is annotated as two-component response regulator ARR9-like. Lineage: Eukaryota; Viridiplantae; Streptophyta; Magnoliopsida; Rosales; Rosaceae. The record is from RefSeq and is a predicted model, not a curated record. The transcript has 5 exons. Gene Ontology annotation, biological process: phosphorelay signal transduction system; cytokinin-activated signaling pathway. The coding region runs from base 195 to 968 and encodes 257 amino acids.